Molecule: messenger RNA, 951 nt
Organism: Saccostrea cuccullata (small rock oyster)
Lineage: Eukaryota; Metazoa; Mollusca; Bivalvia; Ostreida; Ostreidae
Product: glutathione S-transferase P 1-like
Exons: 8
Coding region: 111-725 (204 amino acids)
Biological process (GO): glutathione metabolic process
Cellular component (GO): cytosol
Molecular function (GO): glutathione transferase activity
Source: RefSeq, a predicted model, not a curated record
UUUGUUUGAACUGAGCGGCGGCGGAAAGUAGGUCAACUGAUUAUGGCAAAACCUUCGUGUUUUUGUCACUAGAAUACCGGUAUUGUGCUCCACGAGUUCGUAUCACAAGCAUGGCAAAAAUACAAUUAGUGUAUUUCCAGGUUAGAGGUCGUGGUGAGUCAAUAAGGACUCUUAUGGUUGACAACAAUGUGGAUUAUGAGGAAGUUGAUUGUGGUCCUAACUGGGUGCAGGAAUGGAAACCAAAAAUGGCCUUUGGCCAGAGUCCAUUCUUCAAAGAUGGAGACGUAGAAAUCGUACAAUCCAACGCAAUUCUGAGAUAUCUGGCUAGAAAACUGGAUCUAUAUGGUUCGAACAACAAGGAAGCAACACGAGCUGACAUGAUUAAUGAUGGUGCAGAAGAUCUUAGAAUAGAAUAUACAAGAAUGAUUUAUCAGAACUAUGAGGACGGAAAGGGUCCAUUUAUUGAAAAGCUUCCUGGAAAACUACAGUGUUUUGAGAACUUAAUGAAAGGUGGAGAUUAUGUGCUGGGAAGCAAGGUUUGCUUUACGGACUAUAAUCUGUUUGACCUUUUGGACUGUCUGGUGACCUUAUCUCCCCCCUGUCUGGAUGCUUUUCCCUCACUCAAGGCCUACCAUAAUCGUAUGAUGAACAGACCAGGAGUCCAGAAACGAAGAGCAACAGAGCACUUCAAAGGAAUAAAGAUCAAUGGAAAUGGAAAGCAGUGAUCAAAUCUGCCAGAAAGGUAGAAAAUAUUGCGCGUGUUACCUAAUCCACAGAGGAAUGGAUAUCUGUAGACAACAACGCAUACAAUCGGACUUUAAUUGCUGAUAUACUGUUCUUGCAUUGAAUUAUUCUUUAAUAUUGUAUUCCAAAAUAAUUGGAGAAAAAUAGUGCAUUGACUGUUAGUGGCAAUAUAAAUGCACCAUGCAAAAUAAAUUGGUUGAGGAAAUA